GUUGCGUGUCGGUGUCGGUGCCGGUGGAGCGGAGCGCCCGCACCUCAGGCUCGGCGGCGGCGGACUAUAAGAUUCAGCUAUGUCCUUCAUAUUUGAUUGGAUUUACAGUGGUUUCAGUAGUGUAUUACAGUUUUUAGGACUGUACAAGAAAUCGGGCAAACUAGUGUUUCUUGGACUGGACAAUGCUGGAAAAACUACGCUGCUGCACAUGCUCAAAGAUGACAGGCUGGGACAACACGUCCCCACGUUACACCCCACUUCAGAAGAGCUGACAAUUGCUGGCAUGACUUUCACUACCUUCGAUCUGGGUGGGCAUGCUCAAGCUCGCAGAGUGUGGAAAAACUAUCUGCCUGCGAUUAACGGCAUUGUGUUCUUGGUGGACUGUGCAGAUCAUGAAAGAUUGCUUGAAUCAAAAGAAGAACUUGAUUCACUAAUGACAGAUGAAACUAUUGCUAAUGUGCCUAUCCUAAUUCUUGGUAACAAGAUUGACAGACCUGAAGCCAUUAGUGAAGAGAGGUUACGAGAGAUGUUUGGUCUGUAUGGCCAGACAACAGGAAAGGGCAGUAUACCACUGAAAGAAUUGAAUGCAAGGCCACUAGAAGUGUUUAUGUGCAGUGUGCUAAAGAGACAAGGCUAUGGAGAAGGCUUCCGUUGGAUGGCACAGUACAUUGAUUAAUGCCAAAAUUGCAUCAGUACCUUCUGUCCCAUGUCUGAAUAUUAAGUCUGCUCCUUAUUUGAUCACUCAGUGUACGUAACUUGAAUUCAUUUGACUGUUUAGUUAUAAAAAUACACAUUUUUAGCUAAUUAUAUCACGUAUGCUAAAUUGUAAGUGUGAGGACUGAAAAAUUAUUUCAAGCAAGUUUGUAAGUUUAAGUACCACAACCUGUGAGCUUUCUAAUCUCAUGCAACGUUCUUUUGCAGCUUUUAAUUUAACAAGUCUCCGGCACCAUUUUUGGUCAGAGCAACUUUCCAGUACAGUAUGUUUGAAUGCACUUUUUAACAGCUAAAAACUACGAACAUGUGAAAAAUAUUUAAUGCUUAUGUUAAAUUUUUUUAUGUACUUUUUUGAAACUGGUUUUAUAACUUUAGAGUAUAUAACCAUCUUUCAAGGAAUAAUAAAUAAUUAGCUGAUGGAUAAUUGCAUGAUGCCUUACGGUUUUCAAUAAUAUACUUUCUUAUGCAACGUCAUGCAAUAAAUUUAAAUCCAGUUUUUGGC
Molecule: messenger RNA, 1216 nt
Organism: Gavia stellata (red-throated loon)
Lineage: Eukaryota; Metazoa; Chordata; Aves; Gaviiformes; Gaviidae
Gene: SAR1B
Product: secretion associated Ras related GTPase 1B
Exons: 7
Coding region: 80-676 (198 amino acids)
Biological process (GO): vesicle organization; endoplasmic reticulum to Golgi vesicle-mediated transport; intracellular protein transport
Cellular component (GO): COPII vesicle coat; endoplasmic reticulum exit site
Molecular function (GO): GTP binding; GTPase activity
Source: RefSeq, a predicted model, not a curated record